AUGGGUGCGUGGUUCUCUCAGUUAAAGGCUGCGCUGGGUCUGGUGCCAGUCGACAAGAAGAUUCGGGUGCUCAUCUUAGGCCUCGACAACGCGGGGAAGACGUCAAUUCUGUAUCACCUGCAGUUAGGCAACGUGGUGUCUACUGUUCCCACAGUGGGUUUCAAUUUGGAGACAAUGCAUUACAAGAACAUAUCGUUCGAGGUGUGGGAUUUGGGUGGCCAGGCAAAUAUUCGGCCGUUCUGGCGUUGCUACUUCACCGACACGGAUGCCAUCAUCUACGUUGUGGAUAGCACCGACAAGGAUCGCAUGGGGGUCGCCAAACACGAGCUGUAUAAUUUACUAGACGAGGACGAGUUGCGGGACAGCUUGCUGCUGAUAUUCGCCAACAAGCAGGAUAUGAUGGGCGCAGCAAGCGAAACGGAGGUUGUUCAGCAGCUUGGUGUCGCGUCGCUGACGACCCGCACGUGGACAAUUGUGAAGAGCAGCGCGAAAACUGGUGAGGGGCUUAUUGAGGGGAUGGAUUGGCUCUGCGACAAGUUGCGCGAGCGGGGCACCGUCACCAGUCCUCCGUAG
Molecule: messenger RNA, 573 nt
Organism: Trypanosoma grayi
Lineage: Eukaryota; Euglenozoa; Kinetoplastea; Trypanosomatida; Trypanosomatidae
Product: ADP-ribosylation factor
Exons: 1
Coding region: 1-573 (190 amino acids)
Biological process (GO): vesicle-mediated transport; intracellular protein transport
Cellular component (GO): cytoplasm; Golgi apparatus
Molecular function (GO): GTPase activity; GTP binding
Source: RefSeq, a predicted model, not a curated record